AUGGCGGCUUGCCCAGCAGGCCUUAGCACACUCGAUGAGGGUUGGGUUGGGCCUGUUGGCCGAGGGGCGCGCAGGCGGCUACCAAAGAGGUCGCUCUGGAUGCGCGUCGCUGACUGGCUCUGCGCGCGGCGAUGGGGCAAAGGCGACAGUCGGCCCGUUGUGGUAACGAUGACUGAAGGUUUCGCGCACACUGUGGCUCUCUCCCAGUCGCUGCGUGUCCCAGAAUGCUCAACUGCGCCGAGCGUGCCGAGCGAUCAGCCUCCUGUCGCGGCGUUCGGUGCGGAUUUGGCACGCACAACGAGCGUGGCAGGGGAGGGCAGGGAAGCUUGCAGCGGCGUGCAGUUGCAGCGCAAAGCAGACCAGAGCAGCGUAGAGCAGCAGCGCAGAGCAGCGAGGGUGCAGCAGCAACAGUGGAGCGUGGAGCGCCUUAGUGACGAACGCGCCGGGUGGGCGGCGAUCGCGUUGCUUGGUGGCAGUUGCACGUGUAGUCGCACUGCGGGUGCGCGAUCUGUACAAUACUCAAGUACAUACAUGUACACCACCGGCCUCGUCUGCUGCACGCCCAUGCCCAAACGCCAAAAAUUGCGCCCGCGGCUGCACACAAUCUGCAAUCACCGCGUCGACAAUCUUCACCACCCGGCCAGCGGGCUUCUGCGGGCCCCCCGGCAAGAGCGGCCUGCAAAACCACUGCAUGCAAAUAUUGGACAUGGCACAGACCUCGCCCGCCGGCAGGACUGGCCCAAUGCGUCCAUGAGAGCGAAUCCCGACCGUACUGCACCGGACCGCACAUGCCUCUGGCCUGCCGUGUGGGUGUAUGUCGCAUGGGCCGUCCUGCCCUCGCCUCAAACCCCCGCUUUCGCCUUCGCAAACUUCAGCAUACCGCUGUCGUAUCGUGAUUUUCUCCUUGUGCAUCCUCCAUCCAUGCCCGUUUUGCUGUCAGCAGACAAGACUCUGGUGCAUCUGGCCCCCACCCUCUCGCAAUUCCGCAAACCUUGCUGUUUUGUCUGCCACUGCAUCUCCUGCUUCUCUACUACUGCUCCGGCUUCCAUGGCCGCAAAAAAUCACCCUGCUAUUUCGCUUCGGGUCUCGACACCCUCCCUUCCCUUGCUGCUGUCAUUCCUUCUUGAGAUCACCGACCCUGCUGCCUUGGCGGCCUCCAAGCCACAUGCCAUGUCACCGCCCUCGUCUGUGUGGGCAUUUGUACGCAUCUAG
Bipolaris zeicola 26-R-13 is the source of this 1212-nucleotide messenger RNA. RefSeq lists its product as uncharacterized. The record is from RefSeq and is a predicted model, not a curated record. Lineage: Eukaryota; Fungi; Ascomycota; Dothideomycetes; Pleosporales; Pleosporaceae. The coding region runs from base 1 to 1212 and encodes 403 amino acids. The transcript is spliced from 5 exons.